AUCCUCUCUCUUACAGACAGUCUUAAGCUUCAUUACAUUUCCAACGCAUUUCCAACGCAAAAGAGAGGGGCCAGAAGACACAAAGGAAACAACAUACAAGCUUGAACGGUCGCUGCUCCGCUAAUCUUUAUCACAUCUGCAGCCUUGGAACUCCAAAGCGCCAUCCUUGCGAAGCUUUGAAGAUCUCACUUGCCACCUGCUCGAUGAGUCUUGCCCCCAACGUCAGCAUUCUUUUCCCUGGGUCCUUUCUCUGAAAUAGCCCAGUCAGUGAUCCAGCAGCACAUUCUUUUAACGAUCCCAAUUGGGUCAUUUAUUUUUUUCCUGUCAAACACAUUAUCAUUUCUACAAUUCCAGAUCGCCCAAAAGAGGGCAGAAGUACCAGUGAGCACCAGUUUCUUGCUCUCCUUGUUAAAGAGGCUUAACCAAUAUGGACCAUCAUAUGUAUCUGAAGCGUUGAUUUCGCCUCAUACUCUGCACUAGGAAUAUUGUUCUGAUGGUCAUCGAAACCAAUUCUAUGAAUGGAGGGCUGAAGUCCACAUUGAUUGUUUCUGCAGACUAGCUUCCACAAAUGAUGUUGGUUAAAUUCCUGGUGCUUUUGUUGACAUUGCUCUUGCAGCCAAUAUUACUAUUGGACCGUGGUUGCUAUGUGUCUGAAUCAUGGAACUUGAGAUUUUGGUUCUUCAAUAUCGACAUGUAGUUCCUUCUUUUUUGCAUGUCUGAGAACCUGUGGAUUUUGUAAAACAUAUCAAGAUGAGAACUGAGUGAUAUUUUGCAUAUCUGUGGUAGAUGACUUGUCGUCUGCACAAUACAUAAUGUUCCUGUUGAGACAUCUCCCAUGUUUCGAACCUCAGGGAAUUGUUUGGUGUACUAAUUUGAUGUCAUAUCAUGCCCUUGAACCUGCAUUGAAUGUAUCUAUUGCCAGCAUAUGUGUUGGGUGAAAUUGCUCAGGUCUUGUUGUAGAUGUUGUUGUAUCCAGAUGGUCCCCGGACAGUACAGAGUCGACCUGGAGAACUGUUAUGAUAAUGGCAAAGAAGAGCGGCUCUCAAUGAGGAGUUGAGCACCAACUUUUUAAAAUGGAGAAGCAAACCAAGUGUUGAUGACAUGAUAAAGGAAAUUUAUCAACCCUGAGAUCAAAUGGAUUCUCACCAAGUGUUUGAGAAUACUCAUGAAAAAGUGUGCUUCUAAUUUUUCCUUACUUUUUCUCCUUCCUAAUUUGUAUUCCCUCCGUCCCUAAAUUUAAGUCUUUUUAGCUAGAGACUUCAAUAUAGACUACAUACGGAUUGAAAUGAGUGAAUCUACACUCUAAAUUAUGUCUAUGUUCAUCCAUAUGUAGUUCAUAUAUAAAUACUAUAUAAAUAGACUUAUACUCCCUCCGUUCCAAAUUACUUGACCCAUUUUUAUUUAGAUACGGAUGUGUCUAGACACUAAACAAAUAUAGAUACAUCCGUAUUUAGACAAAUUCAAGACAACUAAUUUGGAACGCAGGGAGUAUUUAGGAAACAGAAAGUACAAUAUCUGUACCACAUAUAGCAGGGGACUUAUUCUUUUCAAGUGGAUCAUGGUUUUGUACGUAUAAUUUUAAAAGCUGCGAAAAUUUGAUUUUGUUUAUAAGCUACGUAUACACUACGGGCCCUACCUCGUCGCCGUCUUCGGUCCCCCAAAUCCCAGAGACAAGCCAUGGCGGAACAGGAGGAGGAGGUGGAAGGCGCCGCCCCGUAGCCGUCGUCCACGUUUUCUCUCGGCUUCUCCAGCAACCAAGGGCGGAAUCUUCCUCCACCACCGGAGUCCAGGCCGCAUCGGAGGAGGAGAAGGCCAUGGCGACCCCGCCCCCGUUCCUCCCUCCUUCUCCCCACCAACAGUCGUGCGGCUGCCGGAGCGUGCCGUGGAGCAACCAAGGGCGGGCGGGCGCGCCGUGGAGGAGCUCCCGGCGGCGGUUCGGGUAAGACCAAAUCACGCUCAAACUUUUUUAUCCCCGUACCGCUCGGUUCAGAAAGCUCAGUUGUAAGAUCACUGUGUGUAUAUCCUGUAACUGUAAGAUGCCAUGCCGUUUGAGUCAGAAGUCACAAAUUCCAACAAACCACGCUGUCUCGUUUUCAAUGGGAAAUGAAACAGGGCCGUUGGCCUGUAGAUCUCUUAAUUUAUAGGUCAUUCUUCCAGGAUGUGAAACAAAUCAAAGCCACUGACAAUGAAAUUAGAUACAAUGGGUCAUGUUAUUCCAGAACUACAUGUAAAAUCCACGAUCUUAUGCAUGAUGUUGCACUUUCUGUAAUGCGGAAAGAAUGUGCCUUGGCAAUUGACGAACCAGGCAAGAUUGAAUCUGUUGUCGCAACUGAGGAAACAAGUCAGAGUGAUUGGCUUUCAAACACUGCUCGUCAUUUAUUUUUGUCAUGCAAGGACCCUGAAGGAAAAUUGGAUAGUUCUCUAGAGAACAACUCUCCAGCUAUCCAAACUCUUCUGUGUGAUGAUGGUAUGGAUAUUCCAUUGAAACAUAUAUCAAAAUUUAGCUCUUUGCAAGCACUACAACUACGUUUCAGUUCACUUCCUCUGAAACCAAGGCAUCUACAUCACUUGAGGUACCUAGAUCUUUCAGGAAGUCGGAUCAGAGCACUUCCUGGAGAUAUUAGCAUUCUUUACAACCUGCAAACGCUUAACCUCUCUGGCUGUAUACGCCUUGAAACACUUCCGAGACAAAUGAAGUAUAUGACUGCCCUCCGUCACCUUUACACUCAUGGUUGUUCAAAGCCGGAGAGCAUGCCUAGAGACCUCGGAAAACUCACAUCCCUUCAGACACUUACAUGUUUUGUAGCAGGUAGUGGCUCUAAUUGCAGUAACGUUGCAGAGAUCAAGAAUUUAAAACUUGGCGGUCAACUAGAGCUAAAUCAUCUAGAGAACAUGACAGAAAAAGAUGCAGAAAUAGCAAACCUCAUGAAGAAGGAACUAAGAGAGCUGACAUUAAAAUGGACCUUUGGAGCGGAUAACGUUGUUGAGGAAACAAGUCACGAGGGUGCUGCAGGAGUGCUUGAGAAACUCAAACCUCGUGAUGGGCUGCAGGCUAUAAGGAUACACUUCUAUACAGCCAUCACCUCCCCGACAUGGAUGGCAAUGUUGCAAAAUAUUGUUGAGAUCCAUCUUGUCAAAUGUGAAAAACUGCAAUGGUUGUUCAACGGUGACAUUGAUACAUCCUACACAUUUCCAAAUCUCAAGAACCUUAUGCUAGAAGAUCUUUUCUGUUUGGAGAGAUGGUGGGAAAUAGAUAAUGGGAUGGAUAGAGAAGAGAUAAUGUUUCCUCGGCUUGAGAAAAUGUAUAUUACUUGCUGUCGGAAGUUGACAGCAUUGCCAGGACAUCCAACCUUCCCUAAGCUCCGGGACGUUCGCAUUAAGAAAUGUCCAGAGUUGACAACUAAAGCUAAAUCACCAAAGCUCAGUGUGUUGAACAUGGAAGGACACGAGGUAGAGUUGUUCUUGUGGGUAGCGAGACAUAUGACUUCAUUGACGAAUCUGGAACUGACUAGCAUUGAACAUAGUACAGAUACAACCUCGGUGGGGGCUGAGAAUAGUUUCAGGGAAUUGGUGAACGUCAAGGAGAAUGGGAAUGAUCAAGGGACUUUCUGUAGGAGUUUUGGUGUUAAGAAGCUUUAAGUCAGGUGUAAGUGUAACAGCGAUGUGUGCAUGCUUUGUACACCUUCAAGACUUGUCAAUUUUUGGUUGCCAUGCGCUCGUCCAUUGGCCACAAAAAUUGUUUGAAGGAUUGGUAUUCU
Triticum urartu is the source of this 3758-nucleotide messenger RNA. Lineage: Eukaryota; Viridiplantae; Streptophyta; Magnoliopsida; Poales; Poaceae. The record is from RefSeq and is a predicted model, not a curated record.